UGCGCAUAUCGGUUCCUUUGUAAAUAGAUAAUAUUUUACAUACAGUGUUUAUUAAUAUCCAUAUGAUAACUUUUCGUAAACAUUGGUCUGUGUGCAGUCUAUAUUCGCAUUUUAGACGCAACUGAUGCUAUUCACGAGGCACGUACUCACGAAGGCCAUCGCAAACGAAAACAAUAAAUCCCAGAAUGCAUCAUUAUCACGGAGUUGUGUAAGUUCCAGCAAAGACAGUCUUCUAGUAGAAACACUUCAUGGACGCAGGCGACCGAAAGGGGGUAAACACCAUUUUUUUGUGUUUAUUACAAAAAGUGUAUCAUAUACUUUUUGGGGUAUUUGAGAAGUAAAAUAAGCGGCUUUUGUUCCUGAAAUAUUGAAAGCUAAAUCUGUUUAACCAGGACCUCAGAAAGCCAGAAAGAUAUAAGAGGGCCUAUUAAAUAUGUCCUCCUCCCAGUCGUCUUCAAGGCGGCAGUGGUGUUGUUACCUUUGCGAUUUGCCUAAGAUGCCAUGGGCUAUGAUCUGGGACUUUAGCGAGACUGUCUGCCGAGGCUGUGUGAAUUAUGAAGGGGCGGACCGUAUUGAAUUCCUCAUAGAAACGGCCAGGCAUUUGAAAAUAACUCAUGGUAUGCAGGGUGACAGGUCUCCGGGUCCCCAGCCCACCAAACAUGGCCCAGGUGGUAGAGAUGGACCUAUGGAGGGUGGUAGGCCACCUCCUGAACGCUUUGAAAGGGGAAGAGGGGACUACGGAGCCCCAGCACGGCUCCCCAACGGUCUGCACAGAAUAGAUGACGGGGGCCCACAACAAGAUGUCAGUGGACAGAGCCCUAACAACGCCAGACGACCCAUGGUGUGUACCGUUCCACCCAAUUUAAUGACACAAGGCCUUGUGGGGGCUCCGCACGGGUUGCUAGCAGCUGUGCCCGGUUUAAAUACCAGAGUCGGGGGAACCCCCCUCACCCUCUCUGCCCCCAUGUUGAACGAGAUCACCAAGAGGCAGCUGAGCAUGGGCAUGGGUGUGCCCUCCUUCCUGAGCCCUGAGUUUGAGAAGGAGCUGAGGGAGAAGCAGAGGAACGCAGAGGCUCUGGCCGAGCUGUCAGAGAGUGUACGGAACCGAGCAGACGACUGGGCCGGCCGACCCAAGGCUGUACGAGGGGCCCUGCUCACCCUCUCCGGCUGCACCCCCUUCAAUGUGCGCUUCAAGAAGGACCACAGCCUGGUGGGACGGAUCUUUGCCUUCGACGCCAAGCUGACGCUGGACUUUGAGCUGAAGAUCUUUGCGGAGUACCCGUGCGGCUCGGGGUAUAUGUUCUCCAGCCUGGCGGCGCUGGUCAAGCAGAUGUUCCACGACAGCCAGAAAGACUCUGGGAACAAGGUGAUCAACUUGGGCCUGAAGUAUGUGGAGUACGAGAAAAGGCAUGGCGCGGGGGACUGGCGGCUGCUCUCUGAGCUGCUGAGUGAUUCGGUACGGGCUUUUAAGGACACCCCCGGCCCUGACGUUCUCCCCCAGCCCUACCUGGACACCAGCUGCUCCAUGCUGCCCACAGCGCUGUGUCACAUGGCCCGCUCGGCACCGCCAGCCCGCGUGCGCCGGAGGAAGACUUCCCCGGAGCCCCAGGGUGGAGAGGUAGUGACCACAGAGGAGCAGCUCCGGCAGCACUGGCCCAUGGGGAUGUACCCGGGCAUGGCUAUCCACCUAGCUGCCUCCUCCCUACCCAGCGGAAGCCAGCCACCUCCUCACCAGGAGGGCUCGGCCUCCCACUCCCACAGCAGCGACCCCUCCCCCAUCACAGCACUGAUGAGCGUGGCUGACAACGCGGGUGCAGCCGCUGGCCAGUCACCCAGAGAAGCCCCUAGCAGUAGUGGUGGUGGAGGCCUGGGCCACUCCUCCUUGGCAGUGAGACAAAGCAGCAGCAGCCCCAUGGCAGCCUGCCCUGCAGGGCAGCAGCGCCACCUGGCCUCCAGGAACGGGGAACCCCAGGGAGCUAGCAACUCUACAGGGGGCACCACGGCAGCCCUCCCCCUGGCUGGUGCCUCGGACCAGGGAGCAGGGGACCCCUCCGGCUCCUCUGGUCCCCCUCUCUGCUGCACCAUCUGCCAUGAGCGCUUGGAGGACACUCACUUUGUCCAGUGCCCGUCUGUUGCGGUCCAUAAAUUCUGCUUCCCUUGCACCAGAGACUUCAUCCGGAGCCAGGGGGCCGGCAUCGAGAUGUUCUGCCCCAGUGGAGAGAGGUGUCCCCUGGUGGGCUCCAACGUGCCCUGGGCCUUCAUGCAGGGAGAGGUCGCUACCAUCCUGGCUGGAGACGUCAAGGUGAAGAAGGAGCGCGACCCCUAAAUCCUCUGGGACACCUGACUAAGGCUGUUGAUGCCUGAGUGGAGCAGCAGCCUGGUGCCUGCAGAUAACGACAAUCUCAACAGGUUCUCGCCACCUCACAGCCAAUCACCACGGCAAUCCACCAGGUUUUCCCCACCUCACAGCCAAUCACCGUGACAAUCCACCAGGUUCUCCCCACCUCACAGCUAACCACCAUGACAAUCCACCAGGUUCUCCCCACCUCGCAGCCAGUCAUCAUACAUCUCUACCUCCAUGGGGCAGGCCUUACACUAUCACACCACUGUCUGGUUGGUUAGGGGGGGACCAUACCCCCAGCCCUUGCUCACCUCUAAUACCUAAUUCACCCCUUUGUCCCUCAAACAUCAACUUAUUAGUAUUGGUCACUAGUAUUAGUCACUGACUUUAUAAACCAGUGGACCAUGGUUGGGAAGUAUGCACUUCAUCUAGGGCUUCCGAGUGGCGCAGCGGUCUAAGGCACUGCAUCUCAGUGCUAGAGGCAUCACUACAAACCCUGGUUCGAUUCCAGGCUGUAUCACAACCGGCCGUG
Messenger RNA from Salvelinus namaycush (lake trout), 2873 nucleotides. Its product is annotated as interferon regulatory factor 2-binding protein 1-like. Gene Ontology annotation, molecular function: transcription corepressor activity. Lineage: Eukaryota; Metazoa; Chordata; Actinopteri; Salmoniformes; Salmonidae. The record is from RefSeq and is a predicted model, not a curated record. The coding region runs from base 434 to 2326 and encodes 630 amino acids. Gene Ontology annotation, cellular component: nucleus. Gene Ontology annotation, biological process: regulation of transcription by RNA polymerase II. The transcript is spliced from 2 exons.